AUGUCGACGAUAUGCUGGUUCGUGGGUAUUCUCACAAUAUCGACCAAGUUUGUGAACGGUUAUGAUAUCACCGGACGGACGUGUGGGGACCCUGCCCUAACACCUGAUGCUAUAUCUGCUGGCAAUGGAGGUGUCUGCGACACGGGUGCCGGGAUAGUCCACGCCACCAAAGUGCUGCUGCCACUGAAGUACCAUGCCGAAGACACCAAACAUGAUAUGACCCGACCCGGGUUUGACCCCCUAGCUCCCGACUCCAAGCCCUACGCUCUAACUAUUAGACCAUCAAAAUGCUUAAUCGACGACGCCUGUUACGAAAAUGGGGAAGAGAAUCCGAGUGUUCCCAGCCAAAUAUGCAACAGUAAUACCAGGACGACAGAGUUUACUACAGUAGAAAAUUAUGCACUUAGGCUUGUCAACGGUGAUCAGACAGCAGACUAUCUGUUUGGACGCUUGGAAGUCUUCAACAGUGGUUCUUGGGGAACAGUGUGUGAUGAUGGUUUCACGGAUCUCACAGCCGUUACUCUCUGUGGCUUUCUUGGUUACAGCCUUGGCUAUUUUGCGACUAACGCCGCCUUCGGUGAGGGGACCGGCACAUUAUGGUUGGACGAAUUAGUGUGUGCAGGAACAGAGGCUAAUAUAUCACAAUGCUCCCACCUACCCUGGGGAAUGACUGAUUGUCAACACGACGAGGACGUCGGUUUAAUAUGUAUGCACACUCCAGUAGAAACUAUUCCCAUGCGACUUGAGAAUGGCGAGGAAACAGCAGGUAGUCUGAGUGGGCGCUUGGAAGUCUUACUCCUCGGUAGCUGGGGAACAGUAUGUGGCAACAGCGCCAGCCAAGUCACAACAGUCACUCUCUGUGGAAUGUUUAACUACAGUCAUGGAGAAUACGUGAUGGAUGGCAGAUUUGGAGAAGGGACCGGACAGAUCUGGUUGGACGAAGUGAUAUGUGCAGGAAAUGAGACUGACAUAAGCCAGUGUUCUUACGAGCUCUUGGGACAUAGAGACUGCAGCCACAGCGACGAUCUGGGUUUGGUGUGCUCAGGCCCUAUAGGCAAAUGUGUCGUGAACAACAUCACUUAUGACGAUGGAGAUAUGGAUCCAAAUGAUGACUGCAAAGAAUACGUGUGCUAUGAUGAUGGGGAAUCGCAGCCAGGUGUGCCUUGUAUGGCAUGUGUGUCUGAGACCAGCACAACCGAGUUUACUCUGUUGCAGAACAAAUGCCUUAUCGAGGACGUGUGCUAUGAUGAUGGGGAUUCGCAGCCAGGUGUGCCUUGUAUGCAAUGUGUGUCUGAGACCAGCACAACCGAGUUUACUCUGUUGCAGAAUAAUUGCGUUGUGAAUAACAACUGUUAUGGCGAAGGAGCCGAGGAUCCAAAUGACAACUGUAAACAAUGCAUCAGUGGAAGCAGUACGACAAGCUUCACUCUCAACACCCAAGGGAGAUGCUCUAUUAAUGGCGUGUGCUACGAGGAUGGAACGGUGAACCCUGACAACGUCUGUGAACACUGUGACGUCAGCGAGAACUCUUCUCAGUGGAUACCCACUAUUUACGAAUUGACCAAUGGAGCGACCAUACGAUGUUCGGCUUUUUGUGACUUCAUUCGACUCUAUGGAAAGGGUAUGAUCUCAGUCGUUUGCUCGUACUCGGGUUUCAUAACUGCACGGAACUUCGGGGAUAUGUGUUACAUGAGGGAUGUUUCAUCGCUGGACUGCCCCGCGAGGGGUGGGACGCUGACCAGGUACAAGGUCAUGUGUGGUCAUAAGACCCCUGUCCAGGCAUCAGCGGACCCAGUGGUUUGUCCAUAGCAGACAGUGUGCAGCCAUCGACACUUUUCUGGGCGGCAACACUUAAGAGCUUAAUACCGACCGGUACCAACAUGUACAGUAAAAGAAAGA
Messenger RNA from Liolophura sinensis, 1899 nucleotides. RefSeq names its product deleted in malignant brain tumors 1 protein-like. Lineage: Eukaryota; Metazoa; Mollusca; Polyplacophora; Chitonida; Chitonidae. The transcript has 14 exons. Gene Ontology annotation, cellular component: membrane. Bases 1 to 1809 code for a protein of 602 amino acids. The record is from RefSeq and is a predicted model, not a curated record.